CCUGUCCCAAUGUCCCUCCUGCCGUUUCUGGUCAGAAGCUCGUGAUCUUCAGAAACGUCACGGAUAUAACACACUUCCAUUCCAAAACGUUCUUCCCGGAGCUUCAGAAGUGUGACACUGAUGAUGACGUGGCGAUGUGUUUCAUUAAGAACGAGGGGGAGUUUGACAAAUACAUCCAGUACUUGGUUGGCCGUAUACAAGCUGAGUCCGUUGUGGUCAGUAAAGCUGUUCAAGAGUUCUAUAAGCGAUACACAGAGGUAACGUUCUCCACGGAAGACCCAUCUCAGCCACCUGUACUUCCUCUGCAAUACUAUCUGGAGAGACCGAUAAACAGAAUCCAGAAAUAUCAAACAGUAAUCAAGGAGCUCAUCCGAAACAAGGCAAGGAACAGCCAGAACUGUUCCCUGCUGGAGCAGGCUUAUGCCAUUGUGUCUGCGCUCAACAGACGGGCAGAGAACAACCUUCACGUGUCUCUGAUUGAGGACUAUCCAGGCACCCUGGAGAUCUUAGGGGAGCCCAUUCGACAGGGACAGUUCAUUGUAUGGGAGGGGGCGCCUGGAGCCAGAAUGGCGUGGAAGGGCCACAAGAGACAAGUCUUCCUCUUCAAGAACUACCUCCUCGUGUGCAAGCCCAAGCGGGACACUAAGACGGACACUUACAGCUACAUCUUCAAGAACAUGAUGAAGCUACCCAACAUAGAUGUGAACGACCUGGUGGAAGGAGACGACCGGGCGUUUGAAAUUUGGCACGAGCGGGAAGACUCGGUCCGUAAAUACCUGUUUCAAGCCAGAACCGUCAUCAUCAAGAAUUCUUGGGUGAAGGAAAUCUGUGGCAUCCAGCAACGGAUUAGCCUUCCUGUGUGGGACCCUCCAGACUUUGAGGAGGAACUGGCAAACUGUACAGCUGAGCUUGGAGAGACGGUCAAACUCGCCUGCAAAGUAACAGGGACACCCAAGCCAAGCGUCGCCUGGUUUAAAGAUGGGAAGCCCGUGGAGGUGGAUCCCCAUCACAUAAUCAUUGAAGAUCCAGAUGGCUCCUGCACCUUAAUCCUUGACAACCUCACAGGUGUUGAUUCGGGGCAAUACAUGUGCUAUGCCGUUAGCCCAGCUGGCAACGCCAGUACCCUAGGAAAGAUUCUUGUUCAAGUGCCGCCCCGUUUUGUAAACAAGCUGAAACCUGCGUAUUACGCCGAGGGCGAAGACGCACAAUUUACGUGCACUAUUGAAGGAGCACCUUCUCCUCAGAUCAGGUGGUAUAAAGACGGAAAUCUACUGACUGACCCCAAUAAACACCAGAGCUUUAGUGAACCACGGAGUGGUGUUAUAGUACUUGUGAUAAAAAAUGCCUGUAAGGAUGACACGGGAUACUAUGAAUGUGAGCUGGUCAACAGAUUAGGGGCAGCGAAGAGCGGUGCUCAGCUUUACCCCCAGAGUGCUGCAGCCUUGGCCCCCGAGAAGAGACCAGAGCAAGCCAUCACCAUUGAAGUCACUGAGCAAGAAACAAAAGUGCCCAAGAAAACCAUCAUCAUAGAGGAAACAAUCACGACCGUUGUGAAAACCCCGAGGACCAAGCGACGGAUCUCGCCCGCCCGCCCACCGUCCGGCUACUCUCGUUCUCCGAGAUCCGAGUUCUCCACCCCUGAGCCCCUCUAUGUGGGCAAGGUGAGGCCGUCUCCUCACAGGCUUGACCCCGAGGUGAUGCAAAGGGCCAUCCCUACCCUUUUCGUGACCGAGCCGGAGGAAAGGCGCGGCGCGGCCGUCAGAGGUAUUCCUCUUGAAAUCUCCGAGGAGGAACAGAAAUCCAAGUGGGUCGAGGUGGAGGAAAUCAUUGAAUUCAACGUGCAGAAGUCUGCCCAAGUGACAAGGAAACGAGGGUCUUCUCCUGCCCGGUCAGAGAAAGAUGAAUCAGGGUCUGUUUACCCUCGGCCCGGUGCAAGACCUCGGCGAUCCUCUGAAGACGACCCGAACGCAAAUAACUCAAAUAAUAAUAAGCUGGUGGAGCAAGCCUCGUCUUCGCUAUCGCAAGAGGCUGAAACAUCUGGAGCGGAGUCCAAAGGAACACCAAUAAGAAACGCAGAUGAACGUUAUUCUGGAAUGCUGGAAGAGGAGAGCGGUCCUCAAGAACCUUCCGAAAAGACUGACCCACCGGCUGCUUCUUCCCCUACAGUUGCCAUUGUGGAUGAGCCAUGCGAGGAAGCUGAGGUGGACACAGAUGCCUAUUUCAGUUCACCUGAAGAUCCAGAGGUUGAAGGUCAUGCUGUUGGAUGUGAGACCCCAUGGCCUGAUGAGGAUGAUUCUGCAGGUCCCAUGCGAGAGGACGAUCUUCCAGAGCAGAGCGUUCUCGUAGAGGAACCCGAGGAUCGAGAGUCGGUUGACCUGAAAAACCGAGAUCUCAAAAUUCUUACCCGGAACGGGAAGGCGUUGACUUUGGAGGAUCUUGAGGAUUAUGUCCCCGAAAAAGGGGAGACCUACAGGUGUGACAACCCGAAUUCUGCAGAAGACAAACCGUGUGAAAUAGCUGUGCUUCAGACCGAAAUCAACAAACCGAUUAUUGGGAAGCCGGUUUUGCUCAAUGUGGGCAGACCUGGGGUUUCUAAACCGAAGCAACCCUUCUUUGGAGAAUUUGAACAACACUAUCCGGGAGGGGUCUUUAUGUCCGCGUCUAGAGUGGCUGGAAUGCAGUCCAGAGGUCCGUCCAACAUUUCUUUCCAUGUCCGUGAGUCCUGUGCAGCAGCCAAGGCAACAUCGGCAUCGCCCGGAGCAGCUGCGGGAAUUUCGACGGGAGGCCCAUUCAAACCGACGCCAUCUUUCUGCACCGAAGUCCAGCUGUCGGCAGACAACGGGCAGUCCAGCUUCAAAACGGAAGUUUCCACAAGAACCCACAGCUACGGCACGGUCGGAGAAACUGUUACACUGUGCAUCAGAAAGGAGGAUUCCUCUGAAGCCAAGAAGCAGGAACCCACCCUUAAGAUUCCAGACAAGAAUGAAACAUUUCCCACGCCCAGCAUUGCUGGAGAAGUCACCACACUCAAGGACGAUGGGAUUCGUGAAUGCACCAUUCCCAUCCCAAGAACCAAGUGCUUUCCAGAUCUACCUAAUAUAUAUAUAUUUGGUGACACCUUAGGCCCGCCGUACAUGCAAGUGACCAUUGAGGAUGUGCAGGCUCGGUGCGGGGAGAUGGCAAAGUUCCACGCUGUUAUCGAAGGACGACCUCAGCCCACCGUUGAAUGGUUUAAGGGCAUCUCCUUGUUGACGGACAGCAACCGAGUCUACCAGUUCAACGAAGGUACCAGAUACUCCUUGAUCCUUUACAAUACGAGACCUGAAGAUGGCGGUGUCUACACUUGCAUUGCCAAAAAUGCAGCCGGCGAGGUGUUGUGCAAAGCUGAACUUGUGGUGCAAGAAGAUAAGAAGAGCCAGGAGGCAAAGAAACAGAGCACGAGGAGAAAGCUCCAUUCCUUCUACGAGGUGAAGCAGGAAAUCGGCAGGGGUUCCUUCGGCUUUGUCAAGAGAGUCGUCCACAAAGGCAGCCGAGUCUCCUGUGCUGCCAAAUUUCUUCCCCUGCGAAGCAAAACCAGGGAUCCGGCUUACCGGGAGAGGGAAAUUCUGGCUAAGCUGUCGCACGACAGGAUCACUCGGCUGCUGGAUCAGUUUGAGACGCGGAAGACGCUCAUCCUGAUUUUGGAGUUAUGCUCCAACGAAGAGCUGCUGGAGCGGUUGUUCAAGAAAAAUGUGGUGACUGAAGCACAGGUCAAGAUAUCUAUACAACAGCUCUUAGAAGGGAUUGCCUACCUCCAUGACAAUCAAGUCCUUCACCUGGACAUCAAGCCCUCCAACAUUUUGAUGGUUUACGAUGACCGGGAUGACAUUAAGAUCUGCGACUUUGGCUUCGCUCAGAAGAUAAACCCCGCUGAGCCUCAGUACAGUAAAUAUGGAAGUCCGGAGUUCGUCUCGCCCGAAAUUCUCUCCCAGUCACCAGUCUCAACAGCUUCGGAUAUCUGGCCUGUCGGAGUUAUUAGCUACUUAAGCCUGACAUGCAAGUCUCCGUUUGCUGGGGAAAAUGACAGAGCAACACUCCUGAAUAUCCAGAACGGACGGAUUUCCUGGGAUAUUCCUGAUUUUGUUCAUUUGAGCAAAGAGGCAAAAGAUUUUAUCAGAAAGCUACUGCAACCCUCCCCACAGGCAAGACCUAGUGCUAUGGAGUGCCUCUCCCACACCUGGUUUGUGCGGUCUCUCAUGAGCUACAAGUCGGUGCUGGUCAUGAGGCCCAUCCCAGACAUCUUGGAGAAAACGCAUCAAAAUACAUCGCUCGGCAUCUCCCGCCAUCUGGUAGAAGAGAGCAGCUCCUCCAGCACCAGCGGGUCAUCUUCGGACAACGAGAUUUCUAUCUCCCCAGGGAGAAGACAGUUUGGCCCUACACCGGCACUGCACUUGUCUGUCCUGGAGGACUCAAAUUACCCAGAAUAUCAGCAAUUCCUAGAUGAGGCCGGACGUCCUGCAGCCUCACGCCCACCAGUGGGACCCACAAGACAGAAACAGGGAGCUAUCGUGGGUGACCAGGCCCUUCAGGGAAGCGAAGAACGAAUGGAACCACAGAAAGGUGGAGCAGAAGUGGUUGGCUCAGAUUCAUUGCAAGAGAAAGCUGGCUUGUUCCCACCAGAACUCGCUGAGCCAGGAAGGUCUCCUGGCUGCGUCCCCAGACACAGCGUCAUUAAAAGCACUUUUUACGGCCAGCCCUCUGAGGGUCUUCCAAACGUCCCCUCGUCGCCAGGCAAAGAACACAAGAAACAAUUAGAAAGAGCAAAGAGGAGCUACCGGAAGGCAGGCUACUCAAAGUCAGCUUUAAGCGGUCUCCGUGAACCUCUUCUAGAACAAUUUGGAGAAGAAGGAGGUGCCUCCGAUGAUGAAGGAACUGGAAAGCUCUGGGAAGCGGGCGUCGGUCCUCUGAUGAUCAAGUCGGCCUCUUUCGAUAUGGCUCAGAAAUCUCCACGGUUGACUUUCCAGGUUUCCAGCAGAAGCCGUUCUCUGGAUGAUUACAGGAUAAGAGCGACAAGCUUUGCCAAGGAACAGUACAUAGAGGAAGAGGAGGGGGACCUGAUGCCUCAGGGCAGUCCGGUGGAAGUAGAGGGUCAGAGUCCUCUUCCAGAGGCUGCCAGAGAAGAACUUUCCAGAAAGACUUCUGCAAAGGAUGACACAGAGAAAGCCCCAAUAGCUGGUUCCGAGGAGCAACCAGUGUCGUUUCCACCCUCUGGAGAGAAGCAAUGUUCAGUUUUGGCUACACCACAGCAACCGAAGACCUUGAUUUCAGCACCAAAAGCCGAAAAGGGGGAAGGAUUACGCCGUGAGCCACCAUUCUCUGCCGAGAUGGAGAUGCCGGUUGUGGGAGGCAAAAGCCUGAUUCUAACAAGCCCGCAGUCAGAGGUUCAUCCAAAACUGUUAGCCCAAAAACGUGAAAUUGAGGAAGGGCAGCUGCCUCAGAUGAAACCAACUUCCACCCAGAGCAAAGAAGGGCCGUCAGCUGUCCGGAGUGAAAGCCCUUCUUCCGCCAAGCCAGACACUGCUCAGGGAACGUGUCAAAGUGGUGACCAGUGGCCUGGGAUUCCUUCUGCUCCGGGCGAGAUCCAGCAAGUUGUCAGGGCGAAGGUCAAGAAGACCCCAGCGGCCCUACAGAUUGUGCCGACAGAGGAAAGCCAGGUACAAUUACACCAGGAGCCCUCAGUUGACACGGAAACGGCCUGUGUUGCCUUCAGGAGCAAAGACUCAACCAUCCCUUUCUCACAAGGAGACACGCUGCCUGUGUCAGUCCCUGGAGAUAAAAAGCACCAGACUUCCCCUCAGAAACCUUCAACAUCCAGCUUACAAAAAUCAAUGGAGUUAGAAGGGAAAGGGUCAGUCCUUUCCCAGGUCAAAUCUGUCCCGAUUUCAGUGUCAGAGGGCAAAAGCCAACGACCCUUACACCCAGCCCCUGGCAUGCCAGAUAAAAAGGGGGAAGGUCCUGUUUCUACAGAGAUCGACCCUUUGAGUGUGCCUUGGGAAGGAAGCCGGAUGCCUUUGGGUUCCACUGGCGUGGUUUCCAGUGACCUGAAGAAGCCCAAAUCAGUUAUCCAACCGCAAUUUGGACGUGAGAAAGCUUUGAUGCAGAGUGAAUUGCCAUCUGCGGUUCCAAAGGGCAAACCUCUGCAGGUUUUAAUGCCUUCACCCGUCAAAACCACCCCAACGUCUCCUUCAGGAGCUGAAAGUCUUCAUUCUAGGCCCCCUGCUCCCAGUGAGGGCAGAGUAGUGACCGGGAAGGGCCCGAGAACAUUGGCACCAGGCUCUGCCCAAGAAAAAUAUGAUCCGUUUUCAACCCCGAGAGAAGAAACGGCAGUUACUCUAAAGGAAACGAUUGCUCCCAUUGAUGAAUCAAGAAGAAAGGAACUGGCGCAUUUGAGACCUUCUUUAUACAGUGACCCAGAGGCUGAAGCUCUGGAGAAUUUAGUUGAGGAGAUGGUUUGCUUGUCAAGAGAGAUGACGGAUCUGGCGCAGGCGGUUUCCGAUCAAGAAGGGUCUGCGGGACGUGUGUCUCCACCACGGGAGAUGUUCUACCAAGGCUCACCUGGGCCAACGGGGAGACCAACGACUAGAUACCUAGUGCGCAGAGGGAAAAGGGAAGGAGGUAUUGGCUUAGCUGAUCCCUCAGAAGCAGAUAUUAUUUACCCCGGAGAAGAAGAUAUUUUUAUGAGUAAGAAAGCCAGGAUGUCUCGUCCUUAUGGAGGGAGAUUUGCAGAUUACCUAGGUGAAGAGACAUCCAUGGCAUGCCAGUUAGCGAGCUCCGAUUUUUGGGACAGGUUCUACUAUUCCGGCAGCCAAGGAAGCGACCGGAUGUACAACCGGAUGUACGAAAUCGCUUUAGUGCAGAUCCAGGACCUCUCGGAGGACAUGCCCCGUCCUGAUAGCAAGACGGCCAAAUUUGACAUCUCGGAGGUAGAGCCGGCCUUCCUUAACCUGUACGAACUCUACGACAUCGUGUACUCCCCGUUUGAAUUCCUCAGCUUCCGAAAAGCCCCCGAGAAGCUGCCCCACAAAAGACGCUUCCCUAAGAGUGAAAGGGCAAAGUUGGCGCCCGGAGCGAAAGCUCACUGGCAUCAGGAGAAGAAAAUAUGUGUCAGGGAGGAUCUCUCGCCUGGGGAGGCGAUUCUGAAGGAAGCAUCCGAAGAGGUCGAGACAGCCGGAGCUCUGCCUCCUGUGGCCCCUCGAUUGGAGGUAGAGUCAACCCAGGACAAAACACCUUGGCCCAUAGGGAAAAGGUCCGAUUCAGAAGGUGAUCUACCAGCCGGGUCGCGGCAAUUUUACGGUGUUCCGGAAGAUUCCACUGGGAAGCGGAGAAGCUCUCUCCAAAGCCGGCUCGGCCUCUUCAAACCGUUUGUCAGGUCCCAGUCCAUGGAGCUGGCGGAACAAAGUCUCAAGAAGAAGAUGAAGGAGUCGGUCGCCCACUUUUCGAGGAUGUUGACCAGGAAGACCUCCUCCGAUGAGGAAAGCAGGGAAGACUCUGAAGAGCGGAAGGCUGAGCUCCCGGAGAGAACCUCCUCGACAGGAAGCUUAAAGAAGAAAGCUGGGUUCCCUUCAUUUACUCUUCCGAGCCUCAAAAUAAAGGAGAAAGCACCGUCUUUUGUAGAUGACCUUACGGACCAGACCAUCGCCCUUGGGCAGUCUCUGACCCUCUCCUGCCGGACCUCUGCCCACGCCUCACCUCAUAUCGAGUGGUUCAAAGACGGAGCUGCCAUCCGCAGCACGGACAGGGUACUCAUCUCAUCGACGCUCAAGCGCUACCAGCUCUUAACGAUCUUAGCCGCGACCAGAGAGGAUUUCGGCACUUACACCUGUGUGGCCACCAACUCCCAAGGCACCGCUUGCACCUCCUGUGUGAUCAGGAGAGCAGAGGCACCUUCCAAUCCGCCAGCUCCUGAUAUUGUUGAGAUCCUGGAGGAUGGUGUACAGCUGGCGUGGAAGCCCGUGGAACUGAAGACACCCGGGACCUACACGGUCUUGUGCAGAAAAGAUGAUGGAGAAUGGAAGACCUUGGCCAGCGACAUCUCAGACUGCUGCUACACAGUGGAGCAUCUCCCACCGGGAAUGGUGUACUCUUUCCGGAUCGCCUGUGUCAGCAAAGCCGGCGUGGGGCCCUACAGCAACCCGACGGCCAAAGUGAAAAUCGGCGAACCAGAUCAAGCAGCAUUCCAGUUGGAGGACGAAGAGGGCGGCAAAAUGACGGCGGCCGAUCAGCCAACGCACCAGACAUACGCCUUCCAGACCGAGAUUAAAAGGGGGCGCUUCAGCAUCAUUAAACAGUGCAGAGAAAAGCUCACGGGGAAUCCCUUGGCAGCCAAAAUCGUCCCCUACCGGCCAGAAGACAAGGAAGCGGUUCUCCAGGAGUAUCACAUCCUUCGGAGGCUCCAACACACCAACAUCGGGCAGCUGCAAGGGGCUUACGUCAGCCCACGCCACCUGGUCCUGAUCAUGGAGCUUUACGUUGGUCCUGAGCUCCUGAACGCCUUGGCUGGAAGGUCCUCCUAUUCAGAGGUGGAAGUCCGAGACUAUCUCUGGCAGAUCCUGAGCGCGGUGGAGUAUCUGCACGCUCAGAACAUCCUCCACUUGGACCUUAGGUCUGAAAAUAUGAUCAUUACCGAGCCAAAUCUGCUGAAAAUUGUCGACUUUGGCAACGCACAGUUCUACCUGCCGGACCAAACCAUUACCUUGGAGGGAUGCACAGACUACGUGGAGACGAUGGCUUCAGAACUUCUGUCCGACAAAGGCGCCGUCCCUCAGACGGACAUCUGGGCCAUUGGUGUGACGGCGUUCAUCAUGCUGAGUGCCGAAUACCCCAUCAGCUCAGAGGCUGCCUGUGACUUUGGGAGGCUCGUCAAGCGUGAGAAAAUCAAGCUCAACAGAUGCUACGCAGGCCUUUCGGGAGGAGCUGUCUCGUUCCUCCAAAGCACCCUUUCCUCUAACCCCUGGAGGCGACCCACAGCGUCUGAAUGCCUUCAGUCUCCGUGGCUGCAGGAGACCGGCCUCGACGAGAGCCAGCAGGCCACCGUGACUUUCUCCACCACCAAGCUGAGGAAUUUCUUAGCUGAGCGGGAAAGGAAAAGAGCCCUUCUCUGUUCAAAGUACGGGGUGAUGGCUGUCUGAUGAAAACAUCUCUCGUGUAUUCCCUUUCAUCUCGACUUCUCAGUUGACCUCUGAGAAUAACUACACAGAGUGAUUGGUGCCCAUUUUACUGUCGUUUUUGGCUUCUGGUUGAAAAAAACAACGAGCCAGCCACCUUUUUAGCUGAAACACAAGAUGCCAUGAUUCCAAGGACUGUAACUAGUUUGGAUAUAUAUUGGAUGCCACCGAAUCCGAAACACGGAGAUUGCAAAUGAAAACAUAGUGCUUAAGGACUCAUCAUUCUAAGCUGAGCAAUGUUAACGUGUAACCAUGGUUGGAACGUGACCUCCCCUGAGCAUGGAAAAGGCCAAAGGGCUUUUCUAGAUAAAGAAACAAUGGUGUCAUCAUAAUAGCAUUUCCUUAUUAGAUGCAAUUUACAGUAAUUUCCAAGCAGAAGCCAGAUGGGAGAACACCAUUCCUUCUGGAACAGUCACCUUUAUAAGUGCCAUUAAAGCCUGUGGUUUUCAGCAAGCAAGGCUGGUCAUCUUUGUGGCUUAAUAUGGCCGUUACGACCUUACUUCAAUAGUUCAAAAGUGAUGUUUUUUAAAAGGGAACCUCGUACCAAUUGCUCAUGUCUGCUGAGCUCCGGGAUUCCUGUGGGAGUCGCUAGUGUCCAGGUGCAAACUUAAUACAGGAAGCGGGAUAUGUUGGCUGCAAUUCCAUAAGAAUCACGUCAGCCAAAUUCACAGGCUACCCUACCAACACCAUAACUGGAACACAGCGAUUCUCUGCCAUGUAUGCAAGACAAUGCAGAUGUUUUUACAAAGGGCACCUGCUGUCUAUCUCUGGGCAUGGCGUUCAUCUCAUGGGCGAGGAAGGACACUGGUUACCCAUCUCAUCCACAGACAUACACCAGCGUCCUACUAAGAGCUGUCUGUUGCAUGUUGUCCCCUUUGCCCGAGAGCCAGAAACAUACCCUCGGUGCAUAAUUUCCACAAAGAACAAGAUUUAUCCUCACAGGAGAAUCUUUCAUAGUCUUAUCUGAGAAUGUAUUUGGAUCCCCCCCCUUGCUUUGGCUUUGACAAUCAAGAUGGAAUGCGUACCCUUUCAUAACUAAAGGUACCUCUGCUAUAAAGAUGAUAUGACAUCAUCAUCUCUAUAGUAGAAAUGACUCCUCUUUUUUGCCAUAAUGUAAUCUCGCCCUGCGCUUAUAAUAUUCCUUGUUUUGCUCUGAUUUAUUUUGGCCUCGGUGAUUCUGGAACAGGCAAGCGUUCAUAAUGGCCGUUUUCGAUGGCCAAUUGGCACGUCGUUAUGGUGUUGGCAUGCUAAACAUGCCAGUGGAAGAGAGAGCUUGAAUCGGAGGCAGCUUUUUGCCCUCCGCAAUUCAAGAGGCCAUGCGAGGUAUUCGUUUAUAUGAUUUUCAGCACUGUUUUGGAGAGUAUAUUCCUCUGGCAUUUGGGAAUGGCAGUAAUAACCAGGCAUUAACUUUGCAGAACGAAUCCCCCUCAUAGUUUAACAUUGCUUUCAAGCACGGCAUGCAUACGUGUCAUGUAUUUCAACCUCUACACAUGAAGUAUUUUAACUUCUGCCCUAUUCCUAAGAUCUGUUCACUGGACAAAGCAGAAACGGGACAUGGCUUUGCCCACUGAGUUGUGCUAAUGGGGAAGAAGAAAUCAUUCCCUUAAAUAUGAUGGGAAUGGCACGUCCAUGAAAUUGUGGUAGAGUCAUAGUUCUAGAUGAGGGGAAACGAGGGUGUUGCUUACAAAUGUCUCCUCGGCUGUAAAAUCCAGCACCACUUCGGAUGCCUCGGGAGGAAGUUUAGUCAGGCUGAAAAGAGACUGACACGAUCAAGCUGUGCGUUUUGGCAACGUCCAAAGUCUUUAUCAUGUGGACACACAAAGAAAUCCAGCCUCUUUACCAGCGAUUUCCUCAUAACAUUUACACAGGCAAGGUUCAUGGGGGAAGGAAGCCUCUUUCGUAAGCCCUUCGUUAUUACUUUUUCUAAAUGGUGCCGGAAGAGAGGGGGGAAAAAUAGGCAUUGAGCUGUUGUUUUUAGGUCGACAAAAUGAUCCAGACUCACCGCAUUGUUUAUUUUGUAUAUGAUGUGAAUGAAGUGAUUAAGUUCCUCUCCUGUGUGCAUGCAUUU
Molecule: messenger RNA, 11271 nt
Organism: Pogona vitticeps (central bearded dragon)
Lineage: Eukaryota; Metazoa; Chordata; Lepidosauria; Squamata; Agamidae
Source: RefSeq, a predicted model, not a curated record